AUGAAGACUGUUCCGAGUCUCGUUGCUUCGAGUACUGUAGGGAUUGCUGCCGCUGGGCUGGCAUUGGGAAAGCCGGAACGUUCAAGUCCACCACGGCCUUCUUCAAAGAAAAGAAAAGCUGGAGAUAUCGCAGGCGUCGUCGUUCACAACAGCCCGGAAGCAUUUUCACCCAUUUCGCGGCCAGGCACAAGCUCGACUGUGAUCACUCCGGAAAUGAAACCCUCAGUACCCUCUCCCGAAUCUACACAAAAACCGCCCCCAACCCUCCGUCAACGUCCAUCGAAUACAAGAUCCGAACUGCAGAAUAAUAAUAGUGGACGAAAAUUGUCAGCGUUCAGGCACGAGGAGAGUUCUGGGAAUCCCGAGGAGGAAACGCGAAGGGAAUCAAUUUCUUCGAGGGGUUCUUGGAUGAGGAGGUUGUCGACGAUACCCAAUUCUCACAACAACAGCCCGAGAUCUAGUAUUGGGCCAGAUUCACCAUCACUGACCGUUUCAUACGGUUCAGUUGUUCCCAUUCUAUCUAGUUCAGGAAGCAGUCCUGCACAAUUACCUCCAAACAAGCUGGUGAAGCGGACCACAUCAGGAAGAGCAACAAGCGGGCCAGUAUCGAGGAGUGGAUCCAGAUCUCAAGUACCCACACUUCGACGGCCAGCGACAAGUCACCAGCGCUCUGUUACGCUGCAGCAACAAUUUAGGGACGACUCCAUAAAAAUGAAAGAGCCGAUUCAGCAAGAACCCACGACUCGAGUGCACAUCACACCCAUCAAAAAUGGUUCACCAGCCUCUCGUCAUGCAUGGCGCCUCUACUUCGAGUCUCGACCAACCAAGUUAUCAAAGGAAAGAGCAUCUGGGCGAGUGAGUGACGGGGGCAUACCAAAUACCCAGGCAACAUCCAGGAGGAUCAUCUUAGACGAUUCUGCGAGACCUACCUUGGUGAAGCCAGGUAUCAUUAUGGUAUCGAAGUCCAGCAACGCGGUCUACUACGAUGAAAGUUUCGAGCUUGACGAUGACGAGUUUGAAGGUGCAGGAGAUACGCCUCUGCCUUCUACAGAGGUGGUGGAGGAACCACAAAAACGAGCUCGCCGAUCUUUAUCCAUGCAUUUCAGCUCGCCCAGCUCUUGGAUACAAAGGUCUGGCAGUCUGAGAGGGAAUAAGAGAAGUGCUGAUGGCAGAAGUGGGGGUAAGCGCUACUCAUCAGCACCUGUAGUGUCCACUAUGCCUGGGCGACGCAUUUCCACAGCACAUGGUUCUACAACUAGCAGGCAUCGUCCUAUCAUGGACCCGAAUGUCUUCCAAAGAUCGCCCGUGUCACCAACUGAGGAAGCCUCCCCUAGCGAUCCCUUCGCCUCCAGUUUUGCGAGACGGAGCCGCAACAGUUCGUCUCCAUUACCGCCACUAACUAGGUUGUCGAGUUUCAACGUUGAUCUCGCUCGACUCGGAUUGUCCUCAUCAUCCUCGUCUGCUCCUCGUCGGAGUCCAAGCUCACCCGUCGUACACACGACCACGGCAUCAAGCACGGUGUCAUCUACGGGACAUGCAUCACCGGCGUCUAUAUCUUUUGUGGGCUCCGCGAUGUCAAAACCUCCACGAACCUCAGAACUUACGGAUCGUGCCUCGACGCUAAUUGGAUCAGACAACGACAUGAGAGGGUUCACUUCCGGUGACGAGGAUGAUAUGGACUUCCAAAGUGAGACUGUCUUUGACUCGUUGAGAUCUGGAGCCACUGGCAGCUUAAGGUCCCAUAACGCACCACUUGAUUCCAUGUUUGACGAAUCUCCACCAAGUUUAAAUGGACAUCCAAAGAACAAGAGACUUUCUAUUCAUGAGAUGUUAGCUAAUGGAGGGUUUCAAGAGGGCCACAACAGAAUCGUGGAGGAGGAUGAGGGCAUGUCUACUCCUGUCAAAGGAGGGCGAUCGUCACAAGAGGACAAUUUCCAGACGCCUAUCCGAACUAGUACUUUGGAUUCCGAAAGGGUGUUUCCCUCUUCUCCGCCAAGCUUCUGUCUUGCUACUAAAGACUUUAGCCGCCUGUCCUUAGAUGACGAAGAAGAGGACGAAGAUUGGACCCGGGAUGAUGAGAAUAUGGAUGUCAGCGGCCAGCUAUCGCCACCUUCAAGCUCCCUGAAUUCGCGAAGGGUGAGUUCCAGUUUUCGAGCGGCACUCGCAGAUUUAACCUACAGCGGAUCGACCAAUGGAAACAGUGCGGAACGACCAAAGAGCAAUCUCUUCGACUGGUCUGAGCCUUCGUCCGGAGAGAAAGUUGAUCUGAUGGGUAAUUCUCCUAGACCUAAGACCGCUCAUGUCAAGAAUAUCGCCGAUGGCAGAGGUGGUCGCGCUGUUGGACGACGAGGACCCAGUGCGCUGCAUAUUCGAAGUCAGAGCGUACCAGUUGUGCCUGAUGUUGCUGGUCAGCGCGACCAUUCGAAAUUGGCUCCGAAAUUUGGAACAUGGGGUCUAGGAGCCAAAGGUGUGAGUGAGGAUUGGGAUGGAGAUUUCGAAUUCGAAAAUAAUGAUGUAGAGGAUGGAGAUGAUGGAGAUAUCAAGAUGGAGAAUAGUGGCAUGCUGGUCCCACCAGCAAUCCAGGCAAGCCAAGCGAGUGUGGUUGGGCAUGUAGGACAGAUUCGGGAGGUGUGUCUUCUUGUGGAAGACCUGAAGAGAUUGCGACUGCUGGCCCGGGAGAAGGGUCUAUUGAAUGGCCCAUCUGCCACCCUAUGGAAGGAGGCGGAGGGAAUCAUCGCUCUUGCAGUACCUGAUGAAGAAGAUCCUGGACUAUCUCCACCUCAACACUCUCCUGCUUCCAUUGUUUUCGAAACGGAGGCGUCGGAGGACGAUGAGUAUCACGAGAGUGGGCCUGAUGGUGAAGAUUUGGAAACUCCCGAUGCGCCUUUCGAGGUCCUGAAUCGUCAUGGCCAACCCACCGGUUUUGUUUACGAUGGAAACACCGUUCGGAGGCGAUCUGUGUUUUCCCCUGAAGACGACAUCUUUGGAGCUGGGCUUAUGAAUAGUCCACCAGUGCGAGAUCAUUUGCGGCCACCUUCAACAUCUCCACGGCACUCAAGUAUGAAGAGUGCCUCUGAUGUAGCUCGGUCCGUCAUGGAGACUAUGCACCAACAUCGAUCCACCUCAGACCCUCUCCUCCAGACCUUGGCCAGCCAGUCUCCCAACAAAAUGCCCUUUGAUACGACAAGUCUCCGCGAUCUCGUCCAUCGGGCCAGUGUCCUUAGUCGUACCUUGGCCGACUUGAUCCGAAAAGCGAAUGGUAACUCGCAAAGCCCCGAGGUCAGCCCUCAUCGUGAAUCGAGCCCAGCCUUCACACGAGUCUUCACCGAUCCUAGUGUAAGCCCGCCCAAACACCUGCUUCGAAGUCACAGCAAUAAUUCAAUUCUCAGCGGCUCGAUUGACAGCUCCCCUACACGCAGUCUUGGUCAGCGGAUGCAUAUGAUGGCCGUCGUUUGA
This is a messenger RNA of Cadophora gregata, 3456 nucleotides long. RefSeq lists its product as uncharacterized. Gene Ontology annotation, molecular function: GTPase activator activity. Gene Ontology annotation, biological process: regulation of mitotic cytokinesis. The coding region runs from base 1 to 3456 and encodes 1151 amino acids. The record is from RefSeq and is a predicted model, not a curated record. NCBI's taxonomy places the organism in Eukaryota, Fungi, Ascomycota, Leotiomycetes, Helotiales, Ploettnerulaceae. The transcript has 2 exons.